This is a messenger RNA of Melanotaenia boesemani (Boeseman's rainbowfish), 844 nucleotides long. RefSeq names its product ATP synthase F(0) complex subunit C3, mitochondrial-like. The record is from RefSeq and is a predicted model, not a curated record. Bases 149 to 571 code for a protein of 140 amino acids. Gene Ontology annotation, biological process: proton motive force-driven ATP synthesis; proton transmembrane transport. The transcript has 5 exons. Gene Ontology annotation, molecular function: proton transmembrane transporter activity. NCBI's taxonomy places the organism in Eukaryota, Metazoa, Chordata, Actinopteri, Atheriniformes, Melanotaeniidae.
UGUUAUGACAGUCCAGGAAACCGGAAAUGCACUCUCAAUAAGUAAAACUGCGCAUGCGUUUACCUCUCGUGCUUUCGACCUUUACAGCAGACCGACAUCGGACACACACCUGCUGCUCUAGUUGACCUGACCUGAACGUCCAGUCGUAAUGUAUGCCUGUGCUAAGUUCGUCUCCACGCCCUCUCUGGUCCGCGCUGGAUCACGGGCACUCUACAGACCACUCUCAGCAGCAGUAGUGUCUGACAGGAAAGCAGAGACUGCUUCACUCCUGGCACCACUAAGUACUGCAGCCUCCCAGCAGCAGGUGGCAGUGCGAGGAUUCCAAACCAGCGCUGUGAGCCGUGAUAUCGACACAGCCGCAAAGUUUAUUGGAGCAGGAGCUGCCACUGUGGGAGUGGCUGGAUCUGGAGCUGGAAUUGGAACUGUGUUUGGCAGCCUUAUUAUUGGAUAUGCCAGGAACCCCUCUCUGAAGCAGCAGCUGUUCUCGUACGCCAUCUUGGGCUUUGCUCUGUCUGAAGCUAUGGGUCUCUUCUGUUUGAUGGUUGCAUUCCUUAUUCUGUUUGCCAUGUAAUGUUCGGCAUUUGUUGUACAAAAAACAUUACAUUGUCAACAAGUCAGCAGUUUGAAUAGCAGGAUAAUAUCAGCUGAGUGUUGCUUAUUCUUGUCAGUGUUUCCAUAGAGAUUAUGAAUUUGAUGUAAGGACCUCUGCUAAACUCAAAUCACUUUAAUUAUGGGUUUGACCAUAAUGUAUUUUUGAUCAAAAGUUUUUGUUAAUAAACAAAAGGAAAAAAACAAAACAUGCAACCAAUAACAGAAGUAAAACAAUUCUUCAUUUGUCUGUAAA